AUGACUUUCAUCUUCAUAGUCCUGCUCUAUCUGGGGCUGAAUCUGGGCCACGAGACCUCAGUGUUGGCAGGGACUCCCCCCAAGCCAACCCUCAGUGUUCAGUCAGGAUCAGUGGUUGCCAGACGGAAGCCGGUAACCAUCUCAUGUGAGGUGACCACAGGGGCCCGGGAAUAUCGUCUUUACAAGGAGGGAGGUCCACAUCCCUGGCGCACACAGAACACACUGGAGGCCACAAACAAGGCUGAGUUCUUGAUCCCAUCAAUUGAACAACAGUAUGGAGGGAGAUACCGAUGUUACUAUAAGACCGCUGCUGGGUGGUCAGAGCACAGUGACCCUCUGGAGCUUGUGGUGACAGGACUCUAUAGUAAACCCAGCCUCUCUGUCCAACCCAGUAGCGUGGUGACCUCAGGAGAGAAUAUUACCUGCCAGUGUGGCUCACAGCUGGGAUUUAGCAGGUUUGUCCUGACUAAGGAAGGAGAACAGAAGCCCUCCUUGAUACUCGAUUCAGUGUUUAUAAACUCCACUGGGCAAUUCCAAAGCUUGUUUCCUGUGGGUCCUGUGACUCCCAGCCAGAAAUGGACAUUUAGAUGUUACGGCUACCAUGCUAUCAGCCCCCAGGUGUGGUCAGAACCCAGUGAUCCCUUGGAAAUACAUGUCUCAGAAGCAGUUGAGCCCCUCAGGCUAUCACCAAACAUAUCAGACCCAAAGACAGUCUCACAGCCCCAGGAUUACACAAAGGAGAAUCUCAUCAGGAUUGGGGUAUCUGUCUUGGUCCUUGUACUCCUUGGCAUUCUUCUGUAUGAAGAUCAGCACAGCCAAAGACGGAUCCAAUACACAGCCAGUAGAGAAAAUAGUGCAUCUGUCAAGGUGGCAGAGACCUCAGAAUAA
Molecule: messenger RNA, 888 nt
Organism: Microtus ochrogaster (prairie vole)
Lineage: Eukaryota; Metazoa; Chordata; Mammalia; Rodentia; Cricetidae
Product: leukocyte immunoglobulin-like receptor subfamily A member 5
Biological process (GO): cytokine-mediated signaling pathway; immune response-regulating signaling pathway
Cellular component (GO): plasma membrane
Molecular function (GO): inhibitory MHC class I receptor activity
Source: RefSeq, a predicted model, not a curated record